CCUGGUGAGGGUGGAGCUUACGGUGACAGACGUCAAUGACAACGUACCAGAGUGGACCAUGGUGCCCGCCCCCUACCUUGCGGUGGUCUCCCCUGACACGCCCCCUGGCUCUCUGGUGUACAAGCUCAACGCCCGGGAUGGAGACGAGGGCAACAACGGGGAAGUGGAGUACUUCCUGUCUGAUGGUGGCGACGGUCGCUUUGAGGUGGACAGGAAGAACGGCCAGGUGCGGACCACGGGACUCCCUCUCCAGCGGGACAGGGAGUAUCUCUUGACUGUGGUGGCAUCUGAUAGGCUGGGCAGCCGUAGUUCUCCCGCAGUGGUCUCCGUGGUAGCGGGACCACGGGCGCCUCAGUUCGCUAACACCUCCUUCACCAUCGCUAUUCCAGAGAACACACCCGAGGGCCAGCCAUUCCUGGUCACUCCAGCCAUGUCAUUCCAGAAUCAGCCAAUCAGCUACAGUCUCCUAAUCAAUCCCAGCAGCCUGUUCUCCAUUCAGGAAGAGACAGGGGACAUCAGUCUGACUCGGAGCAUCGACUACGAGGCCGACCAGCAUCGGUACCUCCUGUUGGUCAGAGCCAGCGAGAGCCAAGGCAGCCUCAGCAGCGCUACUGAGGUGCGGGUCAUCAUCGUGGAUGAGAACGACUGUGUCCCUGAGUUCCUGCAGUCCAUCUACAGCAAGGACGGUGUUCCCGAGACAGUCACCACGGCAACAUCGCUGCUGCAGGUGUCAGCCAGUGACUGUGACUCAGACCUGAAUGCUGAGCUGACAUACUACACCCUGAGUCCCGACUUCAGCAUCUCCCCCCACGGCACCAUCUUCCCAGGGGGGGCACUGGACUACGAGAGACCUAACCACAUCUAUGAGUUUGUCGUCAUGGCGGUGGAUAAAGGGGAGGUGCCUCGCACAGGGACGGCGACGGUCCGUAUCCGCAUGGCCAACGUGAACGACGAGGCGCCCGAGUUCUCCCAGCACGUCUACCGGACCUUCGUCUCUGAGGAUGCAGGACCCAACACAUUGGUUGCCACGGUGUUGGCUAAGGACCCCGAUGGUGACGGAAUCACGUAUAAGAUCACAGCAGGGAAUGAAGAGGGAAACUUUGUAAUUGACAGCCAUAAAGGGCUGAUCCGUCUGCGCUCCAGCCCGCCUCCUCGUCUCCAGGGGGUAGAGUAUGUUCUGAACGUCACGGCAACGGAUGACAACGCCUCAGGCGGACCUCAAGAGCUGUCGUCAACGGCACAGGUCAUCGUCGGGGUGGACGAUGUCAACAACAACAAGCCUGUUUUUGAGAAGUGCCAGCAGUACCGGGAGAGUACCUCGGUUUUGGAGAAUCAGCCGGCAGGGACCGUGGUGCUCCAGGUGCAGGCUGUGGAUGCUGAUGAGGGCUCUAACGGCAGAGUAACCUACGGCUUCAUGCACAAAGACAGCACUGUGCCUGCCUUCACCAUCCAUCCUGAGACAGGGGUGAUCUCCUCGGCCAGGAAAUUUGACCGCGAGCGCCAGCGAGAGUACGCUGUCACGGUAACAGCAACAGACCAGGCGGGUGACCCCCUGAUCGGGAUCUGCCAGCUGAACAUCCUCAUUCUGGACCAGAACGACAACAACCCAAAGUUUGAGAACCUCCGCUAUGAAUACUUCCUGCGUGAAGACACUAUGAUAGGAACCAGCUUCCUGCGUGUGGCGGCUCAUGAUGACGACUUUGGCUCCAACGCCGCCAUCACUUACUCCAUGUCCCAGGAAGAACCUGAGUACCUCCGAGUCAACCCCCUGACAGGCUGGGUCUACGUCAACCAGCCCAUCUCACAGAGGACAUACAUUUCCAGGGAAAUUGUGGCGACCGACGGGGGGAACAGGAGCAGCUCUGUAGAGCUGGCUGUCACCAUCACUGACGUGAAGAACCAGCCUCCACAGUGGGAGAAGGACAGCUACGACAUCGUCAUCCCCGAAAACACUGUCAGAGACACACCUAUUGUGACCAUCAAGGCGACCUCCCCACUGGGCGACCCCAGAGUGACCUAUAACCUGGAGGACGGCAUGGUCCCAGAGACCAACAUGCCCGUCCGCUUCUACCUGACCCCCAACCGUGAGGACGGCUCCGCCUCCAUCCUGGUGGCAGAGCCGCUGGACUACGAGACCACCAGGACCUUCAUGCUGCGGGUCCGAGCCCAGAACGUAGCGGCCGUCCCACUGGCUGCCUUCACCAUCGUCUACGUUAAUGUCACAGAUGUAAACGACAACGUUCCUUUCUUCACGUCUUCCAUCUAUGAGGCCUCUGUGACAGAAGGGGCGGAGUUUGGAACCUUUGUCCUCCAGGUGUCAGCCAAUGAUCUAGACCUGGGUUUGAAUGGCAAGAUCUCCUACUCCCUGCUGAGUGACAAGAGUGGGGACCACCAGUACUUCCGGAUCGACCCGGAGGUGGGCUCCAUCCAUACAGAGGCCGUGUUCGACCGUGAGACCAAGGGGUCCUACCUGCUGGAGGUCCAGUCUGUGGACGGCUGGGAGUCGGCCAGGCCGGGGAAACACGGGCUGCCUAACUCAGACACGGCGUACGUGCGUGUUUUCAUCAGCGACGUGAACGAUAACAAGCCGGGCUUUGCCCAGACGGCCUAUGAAGUCGACGUGGAUGAGGACGCCGACGUGGGCCUCGCCAUCCUCACUGUCAGCGCUAACGACGAAGAUGAAGGGGCCAAUGCCAAGCUGCGCUACCAGAUCACGUCAGGCAACACGGGCGGGGUGUUUGACGUGGAGCCGGAGGUGGGCACCAUCUUCAUCUCGCAGCCGCUGGACUACGAGGUCACCAAGCACUACAAGCUGCACCUGCUGGCCUCCGACGGCAAGUGGGAGGACUACGCCGUGGUGACGGUCAAUACGGUCAACAAGAACGACGAGGCGCCCGUGUUCACCGUUAACGAGUACUACGGCUCCGUCACCGAGGAGCUGGACGGCUCGCCCGUGUUUGUUCUGCAGGUCACAGCGUCUGAUCCAGAUAAGGACGCAGACCAGGAGGCUCUGCGUUAUUCUCUCCACGGCCAGGGAGCUGACAGCCAGUUUGUCAUCGAUGAGGUCACAGGGAAGAUCUACGCCCAGAGAACCCUGGACCGUGAAGAGCGCGCCGUCUGGCGCUUCGUGGUCCUCGCCACGGACGAGGGAGGGGAGGGGCUCACGGGCUUCACUGACGUCAUAAUCAACGUGUGGGACAUCAAUGACAACCCGCCCAUUUUCACUUGCGCGCCCGACUGCCACGGCGACGUGUCCGAGAACUCAGGCCCGGGGACGUCCGUGAUGGAGAUGACCGCCACGGACCUGGACGACUCGGCCGUCGGCCAGAACGCCGUGCUCUCCUACAGGAUUCUGGGUAACGCAGGCGUGGACGGCGUGGUCAGGAUUGGGGGCGUGGCCUCCGACAUGUUUUCCAUUAACCCCGGCACGGGCACGAUCACCGUGGCGAUGAGCGGACUGGAUCGCGAGCAGGUGGAGUCCUACUUCCUGGUGGUGGAAGCCAGGGACGGCGGGGGGAUGGCGGGCACGGCCACGGCCACGGUGCACGUGGGCGACCUGAACGACCACGCCCCCCGCUUCACAGUGCCGCGGCCCUGCCUGGCCAUGGUGUCUGAGAGCGCCGAGCCCAACGCCGUGGUGCUGGAGCUAACGGCCGAGGACGGGGACACAGGCCAAAACGCCCAGCUGACCUUCAGCGUAGUCGCGGGAGACCCCGAACAGAAGUUCUACCUGCUGAGCCAGCGGCAGGAGCAGAGAGGCUCCCUGAGGCUGAAGAAGCGUCUGGACUACGAGCGCCCCAGCGAGAAGAGCUUCAACCUGACUCUGAAGGUGGAGGACCUGGACUUCUUCAGCCUGCUCACCUGCCUGGUGGAGGUGGAGGACUACAACGACCACGCUCCCGUCUUCAUACCUCACUUCCUGCAGCUGAUGCCCCUCCCCGAGGACGUCGCCGUGGGAACCAGCGUGGCGCAGCUGGCCGCCAGCGACUCCGACUCGGGCGUCAACCGUGACAUCACCUACAGCCUGUCACAUGACUCGGACCCCCAGGGUCUGUUUGCCAUCAACCAGGCAGGGUGGAUCACCGUGGCCCACCCCUUGGACCGAGAGAGCAUGGCACAGCAUCACCUGGUCGUCCUGGCUACAGACCGGGGGAGACCCCCGUUAACAGGAAGCGCCACGGUGCAGCUGUCCCUCAUAGACGUGAACGACAACGGGCCUGAGUUCGAGGUGGCGUACGCCCCAGUGGUGUGGGAGAAUGUGGCGGGGCCACAGGUGGUCAGGCUGAACCACAGCUCCAGCCUGAUCCGGGCCCUGGACCGUGACUCUGAGCAGAACGGAGCGCCCUUCUCCUUCAGCCUGGCGCCAGAGGACCGCCACAGCAGGGACUUCUACCUGCAGGAUAACGGCAACGGAACGGCCACCGUCACCGCCCUGAGGGCCUUCGACCGGGAGAAGCAGAAGGAGUUCCUCCUGCCCAUUGUCAUGAGCGACAGCGGAACCCCGCCACGCACCGUCACCAACACGCUGACCGUAACUAUCGGCGACCAGAACGACCACGCCCACCAGCCAGGAGAGAAAGAGAUCUUCAUCAACAGCCACAGAGGGAGGAUGCCAACUACAGUCCUGGGGAAGGUCUAUGCUCCCGACCCUGAUGACUGGGAUAACAAGACAUACGCCUUUGAGGGACAUGUACCCAGUUACUUUAUCCUCAACAAGCGGACAGGCUUCCUCAUCAUCAAGGAGAACGCCCCUCCAGGGAGUUAUGAGUUCCAGGUGCGAGUGUCUGACGGGGUGUGGCCAGACGCCAUCUCCGAGGUAACGGUGCAUGUGAGGGAGCUACGUGACGAGGCCAUCUACAACUCAGGAUCCCUCCGUCUGGCAGACAUCACAGCCAAGGAGUUUGUGGAGCGCCGCGGUGGCCUGAGCAGUCGCUACGACCUGCUGGUGGACUUCCUGUCAGAGCUGGUUUCCGUGGCGGUGGAGGACGUCAACGUCUUCAGCCUGAUGGACGUGAGGGAGCGGAUGCUGGACGUCCGCUUUGCCGUAACCGGGGGCGCCCCCUAUGUCCGGCCAGAGAAACUGCACGGUUACCUGGCGGCUCACAAGCAGAAGCUCCAGUCCUUCCUCCAGGUCAACGUGACCCAGGUCCACGUGGACGAGUGUUCCCGUACCGACUGUGGAGCCAGCGGUGGCUGCUCCAACGUUUUGAGUGUCCGGGACACGCCCACCGUGGUGGAUUCUGGGACCAUGAGUCUGGUGUCAGUGACAGUGGAGUCCUCGGCCGUCUGCAGCUGUCCCGGACGCGAACACGCCCACCAGCCCUGUACUUCAUAUCCCAGAAACCCUUGCUUCAACGGGGGAGUGUGUGUGGAUACACAGAGUGGUUACAGGUAA
This is a messenger RNA of Hypomesus transpacificus, 5395 nucleotides long. Its product is annotated as neural-cadherin-like. Gene Ontology annotation, molecular function: calcium ion binding; cadherin binding. NCBI's taxonomy places the organism in Eukaryota, Metazoa, Chordata, Actinopteri, Osmeriformes, Osmeridae. The record is from RefSeq and is a predicted model, not a curated record. Gene Ontology annotation, cellular component: catenin complex; plasma membrane. Gene Ontology annotation, biological process: homophilic cell-cell adhesion.